Colletotrichum godetiae is the source of this 1809-nucleotide messenger RNA. RefSeq lists its product as uncharacterized. NCBI's taxonomy places the organism in Eukaryota, Fungi, Ascomycota, Sordariomycetes, Glomerellales, Glomerellaceae. The coding region runs from base 230 to 1675 and encodes 481 amino acids. The transcript has 3 exons. The record is from RefSeq and is a predicted model, not a curated record.
GUAACGCGCCGCAUCAUGCGGAUGAUCAAGCUGUAGCAUACGAGCGACUGCUGGCUAAUUCUACCAGAUGCAUCUAUUCCACCCUGUGACUUGUGGUUUUGAACAUCUUGAUAGACCAUAGUUGUGCUGGAGAGUCUUGGAUACUUAUCUCCUAGCUUUCAGCGAUGAGAAUAAACGUAUCGGUGCCUAGUCAUUUCGUAUUACAGACUAGAAGCUCUGACCUUUCGCCAUGUCCUUCGCUGUCGAAAUCGCUGACCAUCACACCAUCACCACAGUGCUUGGCAUCGCCGCAUUCACCGGUGCCCUACUCUAUCUCAUAAGCACUCUCAUCGACAGCCGGAAGGUUUUUUCGAGUUUUAACCGCGCCCCGUCCUUCAGUCUGCCGACCGAGAAGCCCUCCGUGACUACGGCCGAGAAGCCGAGCUACGUUAACGCGUUCCCUCCGUCCCAGAGGGCCACAAUUGCGGAGCUUGGGCCACAAUUCGCGGGUAUCAAGGAGGUCGACCUCGCCGUGACGCCGAAGCCUCUGUUGCGGGUGGAUGCCGACUACCGGUCCGCCGACCCCUCCCUCUUUAACUUCAGUGGCUUUAGCAUCGAUGAUAUUCAAAAGCUUGGCAACUUUCCCAAUUAUGCAACUAUUUCAGGUGUUCCGUUGCCGUCGCCGGUGGAAAAUUUCGACAUCGACAAGGCCGUCCCGCGGCCCUACCGGCCGUUCAGAUGGGCUUACCACCAGACUAUGUCCUUGACCAAGAUGGAUACGGAUUUCUGGAUUGAGCUCGAAAACACAUACAAGCAGCGCAUUGCCGAGCGUAAAGAUCUGUACGCAAAGAACGGCCGUGAUGUUCUUGAUAGUUUGCCCGGAUGCGAACUUGCGUGCAAAGAACUCAUGGAAAUGGUCAUCCAAUUCAUCUGCGCAAGGUAUCCUAAGCAGUUCAAGCUUGAUGGCACCAUCUUGGUCAACAACAUUCUAGGCACGACAACGGAUCUAUCUGUCACCGAGCCACUGAUCGUGCUCUUGGACAAUGUCCCUGAAGAUUUUGGCAUCAUGCUUCGGGAUCACGAGACGGGCAAGUACGUUCUACGAGGCGGAAUUAUCUGCUCCUCCGUUGGCUGGAAGCUCAGUGAAAAGGCAGGCUUGGGGCUGCCAGGAAUUCACAAGGUGGUUCCAGACUACAAAGAGAAGAUGGAGUUUAGCAUGGAUCGAUUUUUCACCAAAAUGCCAACCAACAAACCUAUUCAACGUGGUUCAUGGGGUCUAGAAAAGGGCCAACCACUCUAUCUUCCCUCAGAGCACCCCGAUUUCUCUCACCGCGAACAUCAGAACCCUAGCUUGGAACCCGGAGAUGUUCACUUACGUGUCGAUUGGCAGACCCUGCGCCGCCUACCACUAUCUGGUGGCGUUGUUUUCAACUUCAAGGCACUGUUCACACCGUUGACAGAGUUCAAGGAUGAGCCGUACAUCCCUUCUCUAGUUCUCAAAGUUCUAAAUGAGGGCAAGGAGAGCCUUCUGAAAUACAAGGGGACAUGGCAUGUAGAGCACGUGGUAAAGCCGACGUUGAAGGAGUAUGAGAAGUAUCAGAUUGAGAAUGGUUUGAUUGGAAAGGAUUGGGAGCCGCACACUUUGGCUGAAGCCCCUUUCUUCAAGGGAUGGGAGAAGAAGUGGACUGUUGGAUGAUAGGUUGUAGUUUCACCAUAAUGCAUAGGUUGGCGAUGCCUUCAUGAGAAAUAAUGAAAGUUGAGGGGUCCCCGGAUCAUGCGCCCACAAUGCUUUCAUAACGUGACUCAUUGGUCCGAUCACAAAAGGAGACG